Molecule: messenger RNA, 2457 nt
Organism: Moesziomyces antarcticus
Lineage: Eukaryota; Fungi; Basidiomycota; Ustilaginomycetes; Ustilaginales; Ustilaginaceae
Product: rabGAP/TBC
Exons: 1
Coding region: 1-2457 (818 amino acids)
Source: RefSeq, a predicted model, not a curated record
AUGGCACGAAAGGGCGCAAAGAAGCAAGCAGCCGCAUCAUCAUCGGCGGCGGCGACGGCACCAGCCACAAAACCCGCCUCGCUCGCCGAAGAACUCUCCGCGGCCAACAUCGACGACGCCAACCACGACGGAUACGAGUCCAGCACACACACCGACACCGACGACUUUGAAGACGCCGCCGACGGCUCGCACACCGACGAGGCCCUCAACCCUGCCGUCGUCGAAUCGCAACCCAUCAUCGAACCCACCUCGCCCGUCGCCCACGAUCUUUCCCUCGAAGACACGGCGGAUGCUCCUCAGAAGCUGCGUCGGCCCUCGCUCCUCGCAGACGCAGACGGUCAGCUCGCCACUCCCAAGCCCACCGAUGCCGCCUUCCCAGACUCUGCCGAAGCACUCCCUACGACAGAGGCAACUGCAACUGCGGGCGACGACACCGGGACGCCGGAGCAAGUGGUCGCCAGCUCCUCCGCAGCCACAUUCGUCGCCUCGCCACCGCACGACAAGGUGCACACCAUCGAUGCGCCGCCAGACACGCCGCUCAGCUCAGCCGAGAUCAGAGACAGCCAGUCGGCAUCCGACUCGCUCGUCCUCGACGAGGAAAAGGCCAAGGCCGCACUGCCCGAGCGCGACGCCGUACCGCCCUCGAUCGGCGCAACCUCGAUGCUCGAGCCGGAAGAGACGAUCUCCAACCCAUUUGCGGCCGACGAACCCACGCAGCCGAUCCGAUUCUCGCGGCACGAUGGCGGAGCGGCGCCGGGCAAUCCGCCCGACACGCCCAGUGUCAACUCGAACCACUUUUCCGUCGUGAGUCUCGGCAGCACCACCGCGUCAGCCGCAGGCGCGGACGAGGCGGCGUGGGCAGCGGCGGCAAAUAGCGACGCACGGCGCGAUACCAUCACCACCAACGGCGAGGGCAAAUCGGCUGAUGCCGCCAUGACGCGCAGCGGCGAGUCGUCGAACUACGACUUUCUGCUCGCGAGGCUCGAGACGCAGAACAAGCGGCUCAGUGGCGAUCCGAAGCAGAUGCGCGCGAGUCUCGAUGGGGCGGUGAAGCUGCGCGAGCACUUUGAAAAGCUGCGUGGACAGGGGCAGCGGCAUUCGCGCGGCGAGUCGCAGAACCGUGCGGACGACGAGGCGGCCACCGCGGCGACGCAGCAGCAGCAGCAGCAGGCACGGGAGUCGGUGGUUUCGACGGAUACGACGGCGUGGGAGGGGCCACCGGUGGACGAGGUGAAGGAGGACGAUAUCGACUGGGAGUUCUGGGGCGAUGUGAUGAGCAACUACCAGAGUGUAGCGCGCAACCAUCCUCGGCAGUUGAGUCGGGCUAUCCAGGCGGGGAUCCCCGCAGCGUUGAGGGGGAUGAUGUGGCAGUUGAUGAGUAGCAGCAAGAACGAGGAGAUGGAGAUCAUCUAUGCCUACUACCUCAAGCAGACCUCUUCGCACGAAAAGGCGAUUCGGAGGGAUCUUAAUCGGACUUUCCCGGAGCAGGAUUACUUUCAGGAUGGUAAAGGGGUGGGACAGGAAAAUCUGUACAAUGUCAUCAAGGCCUAUUCGUUGUACGAUCCCGAGGUGGGCUAUUGCCAGGGGAUGCAGUUUGUGGUGGGACCACUGCUGCUGAAUAUGCCGGAUGAAGAAGCUUUCAGUACGUUUGUACGGCUUAUGAAGUCGUAUGAUCUUCGAGGGCAUUUCACGCCCAACAUGCCUGCGUUGCAGUUGCGACUGUUUCAGUUCGAUCGAUUGCUGGAGGAGAUGGUGCCGUUGCUGCAUCGGCAUUUGGUUCGGCAGGGGGUCAAGUCGAGCAUGUAUGCAAGUCAGUGGUUCAUGACGCUGUUCAGCUACCGUUUUCCUCUCGACUUGGUCUAUCGCAUCCUCGACUCCGUCUUCGCAGAGGGUGUAGAGGCCCUCUUUCGAUUCGCCAUUGCGCUGAUGAAGAAAAACGAAGAAGCCCUGUUGGAACAAUCCUUCGAUCAGGCAGUCAACUUCCUCAAGAUGAACCUCUUCGAUCAAUACCUCUCCAACACCACCUCUGCAGAGGGGAAACCGGUUUACAGAACAAACGAAUUCGUAAGAGACGCCUUCGAGAUCAAAAUCACCCCCUUCAUCCUCGACACCUACGCCGCCGAAUUCGAUGCCCAAGUCAGAGCCGCAAACGCCCACCGAAGAGAGGUGGACGCUCUGCGUCUCGUCAACCGAAACCUCGCUGCGCGCGUACAGGCCCUCGAAAACCAACUCAACUCCCUCAACGCAGAACACGUCGAAAUGGUCAAGGACGUCGUCAUGGCCAAAAUCGCAAAGGAGGAAAUGGCCGAAGACCUCGUCCGAUACAAGAUGAUGUACGCAGAAGCCGUACUGGCCGCUGAGGAGCAGAGCUCCAACCAUAGAAGCUCCGCCCAAGCUAUCGCGGCUAGGCAACUCGAACAACACCAGAGACUCUCGGCAAACUCCACCUCGUCUUAG